Molecule: messenger RNA, 916 nt
Organism: Larimichthys crocea (large yellow croaker)
Lineage: Eukaryota; Metazoa; Chordata; Actinopteri; Sciaenidae
Exons: 3
Coding region: 233-916 (227 amino acids)
Source: RefSeq, a predicted model, not a curated record
UCACACUACUCGUUUAAAUCGUCCGAAGACACAAGCAAGCUUUUCGGCGCAAUGUUCCCAGAUAGCGAGAUUGCGAAGAGAUUCGCCUGUGGAGAGAGAAAGUGUGCGUGCAGAGGUGAAGACAAAAUACAUCGGCUCGGAAUUCCUGGGGCAUUCCACUGCAAUCGAUCUUGUUGAGAAAAUUAGCAACGCGCUGGCCGAGACAGGUGUGAAGAACCUCAUCCAGCUGUCCAUGGACGGCCCUAAUGUUAAUUGGAAAGCGUUUUCCCUGCUUCAAAAAGAGAUGCAGAAGCAAGUGGACAGAUCGCUGCUGAACAUUGGCUCCUGCGGUUUGCACAUACUUCACAACUCAUUCAGAGAGGGAUGCAAGACUACUGGCUGGGACAUCGAGCACACCCUGUCAUCCCUUUACUGGUUAUUCCACGAUUGUCCGGCCCGCCACGAAGAUUUUGUCACAGCCACUGGAUGCAGCACUGUGAUGCUGAAAUUCUGUAAGCAUCGCUGGCUUGAAAACGUGACCGUGACUGACCGAGCUCUGAAGCUUUGGCCUUACGUCCAGAUCUACGUAGAGAGGGUACUUCGAGGCGAACUUCCGAAUCCAAAGACCAAAUCUUUUGAGACAGUGAAGAACAGUACCAAGGAUUGUCUGUUCAUCCCAAAAGUGAUGAUCUUCAACAGCAUCGCGAGAGAGAUCACCCCUUUCCUUACACUUUACCAGACGGAUAAGCCGAUGCUCCCCUUCCUCAGCGAGGAUAUGCUUCAGCUGAUGAAAGGACUAAUGGGGCGAUUCUGCAAUGACAAAUCUCUGAAGGAUGUUACAUCAGUCAUGAAGAUUCUGCAUAUCCCUUUCGAGGACAAAAGCCUGCAUAAGGAUACCAUAAAACCAACCUGGGUUUCUCAGCGGAGACUGUCUUAA